Nerophis lumbriciformis (worm pipefish) is the source of this 975-nucleotide messenger RNA. The record is from RefSeq and is a predicted model, not a curated record. Lineage: Eukaryota; Metazoa; Chordata; Actinopteri; Syngnathiformes; Syngnathidae.
AUGGCCGAGAACCAACAAGUGGAACGUAUCGGCAGAAAACUUGACAAGAUGGUUCAUAAGAACAACACGGAUGGAGCACUGGACCUGCUAAGGGAGUUGAAGAACAUGACAAUGUCUUUGGAAACGCUUCAGUCCACCAGAGUCGGAAUGUCAGUAAAUGCUGUGAGGAAGCAAAGUUCUGACCAGGAAGUACAGACUCUGGCAAAAACGCUCAUCAAGUCCUGGAAGAAAUUAAUAGAUGGAUCUAAAUCACAGAAAAAUGACGGCUCCCCUGCUAGUAUGACAUCCAAGGACUCGUGCAGUAGUGAGAAAAGAUGCACAACUGCAGUGAAGUCCCCUGCUGCCGCGCCUUCUCUGGUUAUGUCCUUCCCAGCCAUACCCCUCACCACAGACCAUGUUCGGAAUAAAUGUCGAGAGUUGCUGGUGGGUGCCCUGCAAACUGCUGAUGACUACAAGACCUUUGGAGUUGACUGCAGCCUGCUUGCGGCGCAAAUUGAGGAACAGAUCUUUGAGGAUUUCAAGUCAACAGACAUUAAGUACAAAGCACGUCUGCGCAGUCGAAUCUCCAACCUGAAGGACCAGAAAAACCCAGACCUGCGGCGGAACGUCCUGAGUGGAAACAUAUCCACUCGGCGCAUUGCCUCUAUGACUUCUGAGGAGAUGGCGAGUGAAGAACUUAAGAAGAUCAGAGAGACUCUAACCCAGGAGUCCAUUCGGGAGCAUCAGCUUUCCAAAGUGAGCGGGAGCAAAACCGACAUGUUUGUGUGCAAAAAUUGUCGGGGGAAGAACUGCACUUACACACAGGUGCAAACUCGCAGUGCGGAUGAGCCUAUGACCACCUUUGUGGUGUGUAAUGACUGUGGCAAACGAUGGAAGGUUUACCAAGUUGGCAAAAAGGAAGGAAAGAUAACUCCUGAAGGCAAACGAGGCAUGAAGGUGGGCAGUCAAGGAUACCCUCCUUUCAUUGGCUCAUAA